Molecule: messenger RNA, 375 nt
Organism: Colletotrichum spaethianum
Lineage: Eukaryota; Fungi; Ascomycota; Sordariomycetes; Glomerellales; Glomerellaceae
Exons: 1
Coding region: 1-375 (124 amino acids)
Cellular component (GO): membrane
Molecular function (GO): transmembrane transporter activity
Source: RefSeq, a predicted model, not a curated record
AUGUACCACCUCCACCUCGCACUAAACGGCUUCCAGAACUUCCUCCCCACCGUCAUGCAGACACUGUGCUACAGCAGGACGGUCACCGUGGCCCUGACGUGCCCGCCGUACAUCUUCGCCGCGCUGGUCGGCAUUCUAACCUCGUGGACAUCGGGCCGCUGCAACGAACGGACCUGGCACAUCUCCGUCAUGAAAACCAUUGCGGCCGGCGGCUUCAUCGUCGCGGUCGCCACGCUGAACGUUGCGGUGCGCCUGAUCGGCAUCGUCUUCUUCGUGGGGGCCACUUUCGGGAUCAAACAGCCUGACUCUGGGCUGGGCAUCCAGCACGCUCGGCCAGACGGACAAGAACUUUAUGUGUAUUGGGCGCAUACAUGA